UUUUUUAAAAAAUGAAUAAAAAUAUUAACAGACCUUCUUCUCGUUCAACUAGCCGCUGUUCUCGUGGACAACAGAAAAAAUCAGAAAAAAAGCAAAAACAACAACACAAUCAAUUAAAAAUAAAUAAAAGCAACCAAUUAAAUUUUUGGAUUCCAACAAGUGAAAAAAUUGUAAGGAAAGCUUAUAGUAGUGGUGGUGGUGGAUUUGUUGAUAAUGAAGAAAAUACAAAAGAAGAAAAGGAGUAA
Meloidogyne enterolobii is the source of this 245-nucleotide messenger RNA. NCBI's taxonomy places the organism in Eukaryota, Metazoa, Nematoda, Chromadorea, Rhabditida, Meloidogynidae. The record is from the annotation of a GenBank genome assembly.